Molecule: messenger RNA, 2388 nt
Organism: Aspergillus melleus
Lineage: Eukaryota; Fungi; Ascomycota; Eurotiomycetes; Eurotiales; Aspergillaceae
Gene: ILV1
Product: threonine deaminase, variant 2
Exons: 2
Coding region: 777-2015 (412 amino acids)
Biological process (GO): L-threonine catabolic process
Molecular function (GO): pyridoxal phosphate binding; threonine deaminase activity
Source: RefSeq, a predicted model, not a curated record
GGAAAGAGAGGGACUUAUAUUUACGAAAGCCUUCCCUCCAAUUCUCACUCAUGACUAUCCCAGUCCAACAACAUCCAACAACAGGGCUGCAGUUAGGGCUGGCCUGCAGGGUUGAUGACAUAAACAGUUCCGCUCCGAUCACGGAAUUUUUGCCUCCCCGCGGAGGAGUCAUUGGGUCAAUCUUCCUUUGCGGUCUGCCUUCGGAGGUGUUCCUUCCCCCCUAAUUCUCUUCCAAUCUUCGGUCUUCCUUUGACACACGGUAUAAUGUCUGAAGACUCCUCCACAAAUGGCAUGGCGACGCCAGUCUCCGCCCAGAUGAGCAGUUUGGCCCUCCACCAGAAUGAGUGUUCUCCCCAGUCCGAGCGCGGCGAGCGCAAACUGUUUGGACUCGACUGGGGCAUCCCCGAUGCUUUUCUCCUUCCCAAUGGGUUUCCCGACUACCUGCGCUUGAUCUUGACCUCCCGGGUCUACGAAAUUCUCGACGAGACUCCCCUCCACCACGCCGUCAACCUCAGUAACCGAUUGGAAUGUCGCGUUCUCCUGAAGCGGGAGGACUUACUCCCCGUCUUCAGUUUCAAACUUCGCGGUGCCUACAACAAGAUGGCCCAUCUGACUCAUGAGCAGCGGUGGAAGGGUGUGGUGGCGUGCUCCGCUGGUGAGUCCGUCAAACACUGAAUUGGGGUAUUGAUCAUAACUGGCUGACGUCUGAUGCAGGCAACCAUGCCCAGGGUGUUGCAUACUCCGCUCGCAAGCUGAAGAUUCCCGCCACCAUUGUGAUGCCCUCGGGUACCCCCGCUAUCAAACAUCUGAACGUUGCUCGCCUCGGCGGUAGCGUGGUUCUCCAUGGAAACGACUUCGACGCGGCAAAGGAGGAGGCACACCGGUUGGAAAAGCAGCACGGACUCACGAGCAUUCCUCCUUUCGACGACCCUUACGUGAUCGCUGGCCAGGGAACUAUCGGCAUGGAGAUCCUGCGCCAGGCGAACCUGCAGAACCUGGAGGCCGUAUUCUGCGCUGUCGGAGGUGGGGGUCUGAUUGCCGGCAUCGGAGUCUACCUCAAGCGGAUUGCGCCUCAUGUUAAGAUUGUUGGUGUGGAGGCACAUGACGCGAACGCGAUGGCCCAGUCCCUGGGCUCGGGCGCGCGGGUGCAGCUGAAGGAAGUCGGACUCUUCGCCGACGGUGCCGCGGUGAAGAAUGUUGGCGAGGAGAACUACCGGUUGGCCCGUGAGGUCAUCGAUGAGAUUGUCCAGGUUAGCACGGACGAAACGUGCGCCGCUAUCAAGGAUGCGUUCGAGGACACUCGUUCCAUCAUUGAGCCCGCGGGCGCCUUGGCUCUUGCCGGUCUGAAGAAAUACGUCUCUUUGCACCCUAGCCCGGACACCAACCGCGAACUGGUCGCGAUCACCUCCGGCGCCAACAUGGACUUUGACCGUCUGCGCUUUGUCGCCGAACGUGCCGCCCUGGGAGAGCGCAAGGAGGCGUUACUGAGUGUCAACAUUCCCGAGAAACCCGGUGCUUUCGCCAAGCUGGUUGAAGUGGUUCUCCCACACGCCGUUACGGCAUUCAGCUACCGUUACGCUCACGACGACUCAGCCGACGUCCUGAUGGGUGUUUCUCUAUCCGCGUUGACGGGACGGGAGGAUCUGGCCAUCCUGAUGCGGCAGUUAGAAAAGGGAGGCAUGAGCACGAAGGACCUCAGCGACGAUGAGCUUGCCAAGCGCCAUGUUCGCUUUUUGGUCGGUGGACGCUGCGACGUGCAAGACGAACGCCUGUUCAUGUUCGAAUUCCCCGAGCGCCCGGGCGCUCUCGCCAAGUUCCUGACCACGCUGCGUCCCAACCAGAACAUCUCCCUCUUCCACUACCGUAACUACGGUGGCGAUGUCGGCAAGGUGCUUGCCGGUAUCCAGUGCCCUAGCGCCGAGAAGGAGGAUCUCGAGGCGUUCUUGAACGACCUGGGCUAUCCGUUCAGCGAGCAGACCGAUUCCCCCACUUACCGGACUUUCCUUCGCUCGUGAAAACUAGACAUUCUUCAUCCUUGAUGUAAAGUUUGAUUAUUUUUUGUUAGCUUGUUUGACUUCAUGUGUUUGCAAAAGACUCUGCUGGGCGGUUGUGGAUGGUUUCGAGUUAAGCUUGUUAGGCGUUUGGACCGGAGAAUUAAAACAUAGACUUUAUUGCAUCUGAUGCUACGGUAUAUAUUCUAUUUUGUCGAUAACUCCUAAUCGCUUCGUUGUCUGCGUGAAUUGUAGAAAUCAUCACGAUAAUCUACGAACUACAAAGGUCCUUCAAUCUUCAGGCCACAAGGCCACAGCCACGUGACUGAUCGAUCGGCACCCCGGCACAACCAAAAGUCCGAAGCUCCCGCGGAAAUCAAAAGAUCGAGAACGCCGC